Messenger RNA from Blepharisma stoltei, 1533 nucleotides. The record is from the annotation of a GenBank genome assembly. Lineage: Eukaryota; Ciliophora; Heterotrichea; Heterotrichida; Blepharismidae.
AUGGAGCCUGCACACACCUUGCAAAGCAUUCUUGACGAAAGAUCUUUAAAAUGGGUAUUUGUAGGUGGCAAAGGAGGGGUUGGAAAAACAUCUGUGGCGGCCUCGUUAGGAAUUCUGCUAUCAAGACAUCGUGAAUCUGUAUUAAUUAUCUCUACAGACCCAGCACAUAAUUUGAGUGAUGCUUUUGAUCAGCAGCUUGGACCAACACCGACAAGAAUCAAUGGAGUUCCUAACCUUUAUGGCAUGGAAAUUAAGCCUCAAGUAUCGAUGGAUUCUGUCGAAAUGCCUUCGUUUUUUGGUGUCCAAGCUGACCCAGCAACCAAAAGCUUAAUGGGCGAAAUAAUGGCAUCAAUCCCAGGCAUAGAUGAAGCGAUGAGCUUUUCUGAACUAUUAAAAACCGUGCAAGAAAUGAGCUAUUCUAUGAUUAUCUUUGACACAGCCCCAACUGGACAUACCUUAAGACUGCUUAAUUUCCCAACCAUUCUUAACAAAGGAUUAGCCAAAAUUGUAUCACUUAACUCCCCCCCAUCCUUGAUCGAACGACUCGCUAUCGUUCGAUCAAGGAUGGGGGUUAAAAAAAAUUUUUUUGGGAAAAAAAAUUUAUAUAUAAAAUGAAAAAGAUAUAUAUAUAUAGAUUUUUUUUAUUUACUUUAAAUAAGAGGGUUAAGAGUAUUUAAUAAUUAUAUUUACAGCAAAAAAAUUGAAUUAAUUUCAUAAAAAUACCAAUUUUUAAUAUUUUAAUUUAUUAAUUACCCUUUUAAACUGUAUAAAUUUUAAUUUAAAUUAAAUAUUUUUUUAAAAUUUUAAAGAAUCUCUAUUUUAUUAGAUUAUUGAGCUUUUAAGCCUAUGUUGAUGUCUAAAUCACUUCGGAUGGUUGAUUUCGCAGCUUUCUGUCGUCUCAAAGCUCUGAAAACAACUUCAUUAGGCACAUCUUCCAAAGCAUUUGAUAACUAAUAUUUUUUAUAUAUAUAAAAAUUGUCAUGAUAUGAAAAUCGUUCGAUCAAGGAUGGGGGUUAAUUUCCCCAAUUUUUAGGAAUUUUUACAGUCAAUCGUUCGAUCAAGGAUGGGGGGGGGAGUAAGCAAAAUUUAGGAGCUUUGGUAAAUCAAGUAUCGAAUAUGUUUGGAAGAGGAGAGCAAGGGGAGCAGCUUUAUAAUACGGCGUUUGAAAGAAUGGAGCAGAUGAAAAAUAUUAUUGAAGAGGUAAAUAAGCAGUUCCAGGACCCUUCUAUUACGACUUUUGUAGCUGUGUGUAUACCUGAAUUUUUGUCUAUUUAUGAAACAGAGAGGUUAGUACAAGAAUUGUGCAAGUUUAAUAUAAAUAUUGAGCAUAUUGUUGUCAAUCAAGUGCUAUUUCCAGAAGAUAAAUGCAGAAUGUGCAUUGCAAGGCAAAGGAUGCAGCAGAAGUAUAUGGAUCAAAUAAAGGAGCUGUAUGAAGAUUUCCAUAUUGUGGUGUGCCCUUUAUUGGAAGAAGAAGUCAGGGGAACUGAAAGACUGUCGUCAUUUAGUAGAUAUUUAUUAGAACAGCGACAAUAA